AUGAGCACGAAUUCUCCAUCUGAGGCAUCUCAAGAAGACAUUGCGGCCGCCCAAGGUGCAGUUCUCGUGAAAUCAUGUCAGGUACCGGAUGGAUCAAUUCCAAUCCGCGGGUUUGAUUUCAAUUCCACUCCCGAUUUUUCAUUGUCUGCAAUUUUAUCAUCUUAUAUGAGCACAGGAUUCCAGGCGACUCAUUUAGCUCAAGCUAUUCAGCAAGUAAAUGAAAUGCUCACUCUCCGUGAAACUCCUCUAGACUGUGAUGACGAUGAAAAGAAGAUGCCAUAUCCAGAAGGACGCGAUAAACGAUCAUGCACAAUAUUCCUCGGAUACACCUCAAAUUUAGUGACCAGCGGACUCAGAGAGGUCAUUCGUUUCUGUGUUCAACAUAACCUCGUCGACUGUAUUGUCACAUCAGCUGGUGGAAUUGAAGAGGAUUUGAUCAAAUGUCUGAAACCGUCCUAUCUUGGAGCAUUCACAAUGGAUGGAAAAACAUUGAGAUCGAAUGGAAUGAAUCGAGCUGGAAAUGUGCUGAUUCCGAAUGAUAAUUAUUGUGCAUUUGAGGACUGGCUUAAUCCGAUUCUUGACGAAUGUUUAGAGAAACAACAGAAGGAAAAUUUCAAUUGGACACCGUCAAAGUUGAUUCAAGUACUCGGAGAACGAAUUAAUGACGAGUCGUCGAUUUUGUAUUGGGCUGCGAAACAUAGGAUUCCAGUGUUCUGUCCGGCUCUUACUGAUGGAUCUUUAGGCGAUAUGCUCUAUUUCCAUUCUGUAAAAAGUGCUCCAGGAUUGCGUGUGGAUAUUGUUGAGGACGUUCGACACAUCAAUACUAUUGCUGUGAAAAGUCUCAAAACAGGAUCUAUCAUUCUCGGAGGAGGUGUCGUCAAACAUCAUAUCAAUAAUGCAAAUCUGAUGAGAAACGGUUCUGAUCAUACUGUCUACAUCAAUACAGGACAAGAGUUCGAUGGAUCCGAUUCGGGAGCUCAACCAGAUGAAGCUGUCAGCUGGGGAAAAGUGAAACCAUCGGCUGGAGCAGUGAAGGUACACGCCGAAGCGACACUCGUUUUCCCUCUACUUGUUGCUGAAACUUUUGCGAAACGCGUUCAUCGGAAGAAUUGA
Messenger RNA from Caenorhabditis remanei, 1113 nucleotides. RefSeq lists its product as uncharacterized. The transcript is spliced from 4 exons. The record is from RefSeq and is a predicted model, not a curated record. Gene Ontology annotation, cellular component: cytoplasm. Gene Ontology annotation, molecular function: deoxyhypusine synthase activity. The coding region runs from base 1 to 1113 and encodes 370 amino acids. Lineage: Eukaryota; Metazoa; Nematoda; Chromadorea; Rhabditida; Rhabditidae. Gene Ontology annotation, biological process: peptidyl-hypusine biosynthetic process.